Penicillium verhagenii is the source of this 1800-nucleotide messenger RNA. Its product is annotated as class I adenylate-forming enzyme family protein. The coding region runs from base 1 to 1800 and encodes 599 amino acids. The transcript has 5 exons. Gene Ontology annotation, biological process: fatty acid biosynthetic process. The record is from RefSeq and is a predicted model, not a curated record. Gene Ontology annotation, molecular function: very long-chain fatty acid-CoA ligase activity. Lineage: Eukaryota; Fungi; Ascomycota; Eurotiomycetes; Eurotiales; Aspergillaceae.
AUGCCGGGAUUAUACGCAGAUUCUGUGGUGGACGUGGGAAAUGUGGAAGCCAGUGACAAAACACGCACCCAAAUCAAUUUUCCAAGCGACCCAUUUUUCACCAAAUUGCUCGCUAGAGCUAAGCAACGCGGGGAUUCCACUAUCAUCAGCGAUAAUACCAUUUCAGCACAGGUUAGCUACCGUCAACUUCUACAGGACGUGGACAAUCUACGCCAAUCACUCCGGCGCCGACUCUCACCUGGUUUGCUGGAUGUCAACGGGACUCUAAACAAUGGAACCUGUAUUGCUGUUAUCGCACGCAGCGGGUAUAGAUUUAUCGUGGCUUCUAUCGCUAUUUUUGCCCUGGGCGGCAUCAUCUUACCUUUGAGUCCGGGCUAUCUUGCAGAGGAGGCACUCCAUUUCUUGCAAAAAUGUAAAGCAGUGGCGAUUUUAUACGAUCCUGAUUCAGCCGUCUCGGAGCUGGCGCGCAGCAUCGUCAACGCACAGUCAAAUGAUUUGGAGCAUCAGGUGCUCCCACAGAUCCCGAUCAGAAUUGAUCCGAGCUCGAGUUUGCAGCAGACUCUUAGCUUUGCCAGUGUUAACACGACAGCGAUUUCCCCUGAUCGUCCUGCUCUUUAUCUGUUAACCUCCGGGACUACAGGCACUCCCAAGGUCGUGGUGCACUCGCGCAGGAUUUUCAACGCCCAACCAGAGCCGAAUUACGAUGCGGAGGACGUCUUUCUCUCGAACCGCGCAUUUUUCUGGGUUGGUGGAUUUCGAGAACUGAUUGGUGUGCUGCUGAGAGGUGUGCGUGUUGAGCUCAUUGAUUACAAGUCGAACGCGGAUGCGAUCUGGAAACGUAUAAGCAGGGGAGAUAUCACCCGCGCGUCUUUUCUUCCAAGUGUCUUCAGUAACAUGAUAAAGCUUUGGGAAGAGAAGAUAGCCUUGCUGCCUGACCAUGAGAGGAGGCCGUAUGCAGACGCGGCUUGUAGGCUGCGCGGGGUGAAGUAUGCUGGUGGGCUAGUCCCGAGCUCUAUUAAGAGAUCUUGGAAGACUUUACUUCCAGAAGUGAGAGUUGAGGUCGAAUAUGGGGCAAGUGAGUUUGGCAUGGCUUCAUUCAGUUGUUGUAUUGAUGGGGAAGAUACUAUCGAGUCACAUUAUCUUGGAAGACCACUUCCUGGGGUCACAUUCAAGCUGGGAGAUGACCAAUCUGAUAUGGGGGAGCUGCUGGUCAAGACCCCUACUCAAUUUACUAGCUACUUGGAUGGUCCAGAGGCAACCAAUACCAAGAUUGACGAAAAUGGAUUUUUCCGAACAGGGGAUCUUGGCAGACGGGCGGAAGAUGGUCGUAUUAUUAUUGAGGGACGAGUAACGCCAGACUUCAUCCGCUACCGUGGACUAAGGGUCCCCAUCCUUGAGGUGGAGGAAAACCUUCUAGCUCUCCCAUAUAUCUCCGAAGCUUAUGUGGUUCCUAUUCUGGACGUCUUUGCAGGAGGAUCGCAGGUGGCUGCAGUCGUUCGUUUCCGCAAGGAUCACACCAAUAACACGGCUGCAUCAAGUCCAUCGCUACACGCAAUAAGGGCAGAACUUUCGUCGUCUUUGCCUGAUUUCAAACUUCCAACGCUUCUUCGGAUUCUGACUGACGGUGAAGACAUUCCCAGAUCACAAGCUGGCAAACCGGCUCCGAGGGAUAUUGCAACUGUAUUUUUCCCGCAGCCAGAUGAGGGCGUGCUGAAUGGACUCCCUGAUGACGUUCAAUUUUGCAACACGGCUACCAAGGAUGGCCCAGUGGCUUGGGGCUUGGGGGCGAUGCGGUGCUGA